CACGACAGCCUUUCAUACCGGAUCUUUGCUAUAUAUAUACCCGGAUGAGAAACGCUGUCGGAUCGCAGUCGAUUUUAUCACUUCCAAAGUUCUCGGUUUGCUAAAAGAAAAAUUCUCCAAGAACUGGGAAUGCCACGCGCGGAGCAUGUAUAGACUGUUCAACUCUAUUCCGCAGACACCAAGCGCCGCAGCUCAUCUUUUGGAGGAUAUAAUUCACGGACAGUUGCCAAUGGGCGGGUACUGGAAGGCAACCCAGUUAUGCAAGCGUCCGAAGUCGAAUAACUCGCAAAAGAACAUCAUCUACGCAACACCCUCGCCUGGAGAGCCCCGAAUUGAAAAGUAUUUCGUUAGCGGUUCUAAUCUAGGCAUCGUUGACGUCGUCCCCGAAGCCUUUGACCCCCAACCUCUCACAAUUUACCGGUGUGAAUUCAAAGAAUUGAAAUUCGAUGACCUGGGCUAUUAUCGACCACACGCCCGCAAUCGAGCAUCGUUCAACUCCUUCAUCGUCAACCCAGUCAAAAAAUCUUUAUUCGCAUUGGAGUUUACCUUUUUCGAUGAACACAGCGUCAAGGAGGAGGGAAUGCAGUCCUUACCGACACACGAAUACGAGCGUUACUGUAUUUUGUUCAGUGCUCAGAGGGAUGUCAAACUACACAUGCCCAGCGACUUCGAUGGAAUGUGGAAAUCGCUGUGGCUUGUGCACGUUACGGAAGAUGCACUGUUCUCGAGACAUUAA
This is a messenger RNA of Marasmius oreades (fairy-ring Marasmius), 736 nucleotides long. RefSeq lists its product as uncharacterized. The transcript has a single exon. Lineage: Eukaryota; Fungi; Basidiomycota; Agaricomycetes; Agaricales; Marasmiaceae. The record is from RefSeq and is a predicted model, not a curated record. The coding region runs from base 146 to 736 and encodes 196 amino acids.